GAUUCGAUUCCAGAUGGGUGUCCUCCUGGGAACUUUGUCUUCAUAAAUGAUGCAGGAGAUACUGCCACAUGUGAUCCGUUCAAUCCACCGAAAUGCUCCUUGUCCAGAAGGUUUCACCUGCCAGUGGUCCACGGCAAAUCAAAGGGUUCCACCCUGUUAAUUCGCUUACAGAUAUCAGUGCUGCGGUUCGAAUCCUUCACCGCCAUCCGUCAGAAUGAUGGCUGUCCGAAUGCGCAGAUCGCCUUCCGAGAAAGAAGAAGUGUUCGAGUAUGCACAGCAGGCUCAUCGACUUGUCCUCCUGGUUACUUUUGUCAGUUCUCCACCCUUAAUCGUCAGUUCCAGUGCUGCGGAGUCAGUGGAGGAUGUCCGAAUGAUUCCGUGGCGUUUGUGGGUCUAUCCGGAGAACCCGAGAGAUGUGUGGCCGGACAGUCGAAAUGCCCCAUUGGGUUCGCCUGUCAGCGUUCUAUUGGAGGCCACCACAUCUGCUGCGCUUUGAAAGCAAGGUUAGCUUCCGUGCUGUGA
Messenger RNA from Cooperia oncophora, 522 nucleotides. The record is from the annotation of a GenBank genome assembly. Lineage: Eukaryota; Metazoa; Nematoda; Chromadorea; Rhabditida; Trichostrongylidae.